AUGGGUUUCUUUAACAAGCGCAACACGACGCCUGUCGCCGCAGACACUACAACGGCAACUGGUGCUCACGAGAAGCGGACUAGACCCAGGCGUUCAUCCAAGGGCGGCUCAUCGUCCUACAACAGCAGACCUGGAUUUGGAUCAUGGCUCAAGGCUACCUGGCUCGAUAUCCUGACUAUGGCUCUCAUGGGCGCUGUCGGUCUUGGUGUUUACUUCGCUGACCCAGCACCAAGCCGCAGCUUCCCCAUCAUCUUCCAAGAUGGUGAGAUUGUCUAUCCCCAGUUCGCUUACCCUAUGCGUAACGAGAUCGUUCCGAUUUGGGCUGCUGCUCUGAUGGCUUUCUUCAUUCCCUUUGCUGUCUUCCUGAUCGUUCAAAUCCGCGCUCGCAGCUUCUGGGACAUCAACAACGCAACCAUCGGUCUGCUCUACGCCUUGAUCACUGCCGCUGUCUUUCAAGUCUUCGUCAAGUGGCUUAUUGGUGGUUUGCGCCCUCACUUCCUUGCUGUCUGCAAGCCUGUCAUCCCUGCCGAACUUCUCCCGACCGUCGGCACCAACGACAAUGGCGUUGACGCUGGUAGCGGCUACGGUAACGUCGCAAAUGGAUACCGCCAGAUCAUGUUCGACCGCAGCAUCUGCACGGGUGACAGGAAGGAGAUCAACGACAGUCUCGAGUCCAUGCCCUCUGGUCACACCACGGCUGCCUUCGCUGGAUUUGUCUACCUGUAUCUGUACCUCAACGCCAAGUUGAAGGUCUUCUCCAACCAUCACCCGGCUAUGUGGAAGCUCAUCGCUCUUUACGCACCUAUUCUUGGAGCCUGCUUGAUCGGCGGUGCCCUGACCAUCGACGAAUACCACAACUGGUACGACAUCCUUGCUGGAGCCGUCAUUGGCACCUUCAUGGCUUUCAGCGCCUACCGCAUGACCUACGCCUCAGUCUGGGACUUUCGCUUCAACCAUAUCCCUCUCAUGCGUCACGCUCCUUUCGUCUAUGGCGCCGGCCCAAGCUCUUUCGAUGGAUUCCACGAUGCCGUCUUCACUCGCAAGGCCGGAUGGGGUACAAUUGAGGGAACUAGCUGGGGCGGUGCGCCGUUCGAUGCUGCAGAUGGUCCUAGGGGUACCAUGAUGCCACACCCUGACGGCCCUGCUCAUGGCCACCACGGCAGUGCCUCGAGCCGUGUUCAGAGGAAACCUGUCGGUGCCGACAGGCAUGGUGAGCAGAUGGUCUAA
Alternaria postmessia is the source of this 1227-nucleotide messenger RNA. RefSeq lists its product as uncharacterized. Bases 1 to 1227 code for a protein of 408 amino acids. The record is from RefSeq and is a predicted model, not a curated record. Gene Ontology annotation, biological process: phospholipid metabolic process. Gene Ontology annotation, molecular function: phosphatidate phosphatase activity. NCBI's taxonomy places the organism in Eukaryota, Fungi, Ascomycota, Dothideomycetes, Pleosporales, Pleosporaceae. The transcript is spliced from 2 exons.